AUGGUGAAUCUUGGAGAUGUGUUCCCCGACUUCAAAGUCGACACAAGCAAAGGAACUAUCCAAUUCCACACAUUUAUAGAGGGCACGUGAGUAGAGCGAAACUUUCACGUACCUACAGCAUGUAUGUGCAGAGGUGUACUGAAUAGUGAUUGAUGUUCUUCGUUCUCGUUUUCGAUGUAGCUGCGUAACUAAAAUUAAAUCUUGUGUCACGCGGAAAUCAAGUCUCGAAGCCUUUUAAAAUUGUGGUUUUCUUUUCAGUCAUUCGGAAUUAACAUUACAUACUGGGUGGUAAUUAAACAUCUUUCCGCAAAGUGCUGACUCACUUUAACAAAGCAAAUGUUAAAAUGGCAUAGAACGUCAAGGAAGUUUUUUUUUCUGAUUCCUUUGAAAAAUAUAUUGGCACUUGGACAUUUCCUUUACCUACAAUUCAACCUAAACGACCAAUACUUUGGGGGUUUGCCCGUUAAGUUAAUUCGAUCGUGUCAAUCACAGCGCGUAUCGGUCAGAAUGUUGCAUCAUAAUUAGAAUACAUACGACAGGAUUUAUAUUCAAACAUCAUGAACUGUUACCUUAACGGUAAAAUUUACGAUGUACGAAUUAUGAUAACGGUGCGAUUAGCGGCACGUCUGUUGUAGGCUAUAAUUUAAUUAGAUGCUGUUAUGGGAAACACACCCGACCUCCUCGAUUGAACGCAUGCUGGUUAUUUCUCUUGUUCGUGAAAGAAAUGAAUUGACAACAGUGUAAAUGGCAACAGAAUUAGAUGAUUCCUUUUGACUGGUUUGAAGUGGGCCUUUCGCUAUGACUUAAAGGAAUUGGCUCGUUUGAAUCACCAGACAUUUAAUUUGAAUUUGCCUCAUGGUCUGGUGUAGAUGAACAAAGGAAUUGCUACACGUAAUUUGCAUCUCAAUAACGUCUCCUUGAUGACUGAAUUAAUUUUUCCGCCACUAAGCUCCUCAUUAGAAUUUUGUUUAGCAAAUGAUACACAUGAACACCUGUAUUCAACACACCUCAUAUUUAAGCUUACACCCUGUUUUCAGUGGACUUCAAUUUCAUCAAUAGCACCCUAACAUCAGUAUGUAUAUUCUCCUUCCUAAUGCACUGAGGAGGAGAAUCUGUUUAACAAUCAAGAGUGUCUUCUUUGGUGAUCUUUUCCUUUAUUCUUGUAACUGUAAUGUGUGAUUCAGGAGUAAUGUUGUUGGGAGAAAUUAGAUGGUUGUUACUCUUUGGUAAAGGACUAACCCUCAUAAUAACAUUUAUCAUAUAAACUGUAGUUUUAUGCAUGGUUUUCUAGCCUUGAGAAAAGCCACAACAACAAAUAUGAAAAAUAUAAUUUUUCAAUAGUUAUUGAACAAAUGUGUGGCAACAUGUGAUGUGAGAAUGGAAAAUAAUGGAAUUAGGCUUCUACAAGGAAAGCAAGAUUUGUCUAAAUUUGAUUAAUUUUGCGAAUCGAAAUUCGAUUAACACAGGAUACUAUUUUGUGCUGUUUUUGUAGACUAUAAAUUGUGUAUUUAUUAUUCUGUGGAGUUGGAUGGUCACCAUAAUUGUGGAUCUCUCUGUAACUUCCUGGAGGCUUGGUUUUUGAGAUAAGAUCGAGCAACCUUGCAUUGCUUUAAGACCAUUAAUUACAAGUUCAAAACCAUGUUUCAUCCCUAGGUGAAGUACUUUAUGCACAAUUUGGCCAUAGGUAUCUCUGAUUGUAUUUUCUGUCUUCCUCUUGUAUAUUAUUAGUUAGUAAAGGAAAUUACCACCAACUGAAGAAGCUCUUGAUCGUUAAACAAACUCUCCUUGUCAGCAACUUAUGAAAUGUGUACAGAGCAGUAUUGAAAAUAUGGAUACUGAUGCUGAGGCGUAAAGGGUUAAAGAAACUAUGGUGUUGUGGAAUUGGGUUCAACUGGCCCUUUGUUAAAAUUGGUGAUAGAGAAUUUAAAACUCUAUGGCAUGCAAAGAUGAUGUUUUAAGCUCUAGUUUUCUUUGAAACAUGGCUUUUCUGGAAAUUACAUGACUCUUAGGACCAUUAUUCACAUUGCAAUCCUUAAAAUCACAAAUCUGAAUUCUGAAAAUUUCAGUCAGUGAUGAUAAGAAAUUGUAUUCAUUUUGUUAGGUGGGCUAUCCUGUUCUCACAUCCCGCAGACUACACACCUGUAUGUACCACUGAGUUGGGACGUGUUGCUAAUUUAACCUCUGAGUUUGAAAGACGCGGUGUUAAACUUAUUGCCUUGUCAUGUGAUGGAGUUGAGUCUCACAAAGGUUGGAUCAAAGACAUACAAGGUUACAGCGGGCUUAGUGGGGAUUUUCCUUAUCCUAUCAUUGCUGAUGAAAAGCGUGAACUUGCCGUCAAACUUGGCAUGAUUGAUCCAGAAGAGAAGGAUGCUGAAGGUCUGCCUCUGACUGCCCGCGCUGUAAGUUCAUUUUGUUAAUAUCUGUGGGUAAAGUGAUGUUUAUUUUGACAGAGGUGUGACACCAAAAAUUUGCCUUACCCACCCUGAGAGGGAAUAAUAAUUAUUUAGCAUCUGAAAAAAACCCGUUGAUUAAAGAGACUAGAAAGAAAAACACAUUAUCAACUUACAUAUGAUGUCUGGGAAUCAAACCUUUUACAGUUUUUGCAUGACUGUGAGAUCAUGCCAGGUCUCUGGUUUGGUCUUAAAUCACCACAGGCUUUUCUAAAUGACUGAAAUUUUUGAAAAACUAAGAUUUUAUCAUAACAUUAUCAAAAUUUUAAGGUUGGAAUCAAAACUGUGGAUAAUAAUAAUGGAGUGCUUCUAAAGCUUACAACUCAAAUAAAAAUUGUCUUUGGCACUUUACAAUAGCAGUAAAAAAAAAUUCAAAAAGUUCAUUUAUUUAACAAACUUCUUUAACUUUGACAACUUGCAAGACUAGGAAUUUGAACUUGCCUUGGUUUUUUUUUUUUUUUAUAUGAUGACUUUCUUUGAGGAGAUCAAGUCUUGAUUAUUUUUUUCCAUCAGAGAUAACUAUAGUUUGUACAUGAAUGGAUUUUUGCCUUUUUUCCUUCAUUUAGGUGUUCAUCAUCGGACCAGACAAGAAGCUCAAGUUGUCUCUUCUUUACCCAGCUACCACUGGACGUAACUUUGAGUAAGUAAACAAAUUAAUCAAUUGAUGUGCCCUUCAUAGAAACUUGUAAAUAACAAAAAUCAACGUUUGUCAUGCAACUGAGUUUUAUGUUGCUCUCAAUGAUAUCUCACUUCACUAGUUAGCAAAUCAAGAAGCCUUGACCGUGGCUCUGUUCUGUUAUAAGUAAAGCACAUAGGAAGUGGCCAGAGCACUAAAGAAGUGUAGGGAGAAACAUGAGACAUAGUCAAGUUUGUACAGUCAUAUGUAACUAAGUGCGAAAACCUUCAAUACUUGGACUGUUCAUUUCAUUUUCUCUUUGAGGAUUUUUGUCUCUGCUCAAGUUACAAUAAUGUCAAUUAUGGGGCUUGGCAUGUCUACAAACCUUUCUUUGGUUCUUCUGUUGCUACUUGCUGGCCUGCUUUGUUCCAAAAUUUUACUUUCAAUUAAUGAAAAAAGAUCAGAGAGAAGACUGGGAAAUAGUCAGACAUAGGUACAAAUCGGCGUGACAGCUUUCAACCAGUAGCAGCGUACACUAAAUCUGAACUUUAUUACAAAUUGAGGUAUUCAAGAAGACUUGGAACGAGGUUCAAAGUUGUCAAAAAUUAAGUCAAACUUUUGAAGGAGCAAGGCAUCACACAAAUGUGAUCAUGUUCUUAAAAACAUGUUUAUUUAUUUAUUUAGCAUUUGUAGUAAUUUCACACUUGCUAUGUAAUCCCUGAGUUUUCAUUAUGAUGUUGGGUUUCUUCUCUCUCUGAUUUCAGUUUCUAGGGUCACCAGUUGUGAAAUGUUUUUAGUAUUUAAUUUAAUAUAUACUUGUAGUAAUACUGUAUUCAUUGCGUGAACUUUGAAUUUCAUAGAUCUCAGUUGCAUUAAUCAAAUGCCCCUCAAGUAAAUUGUUUUUUACUCAAAGAUUUUUUAUCCCACAUCCCUUCCAGAAUUUCAUUACACUCCUAUGCUUCACAUUGAGUGGCUUAAAUGAAACUUAUUUUUUUUAUUGUAGUGAAAUUCUGCGUGUGAUAGACUCAUUGCAGUUGACUGCCAUAAAGAAAGUUGCUACUCCAGCUGAUUGGAAGGUAACUAUCCCUUAUACUUCAGGGUUUGUGCUUGUUGAGUUAUAAGGAAACAGGAAUAACCUAACUUCAAUUGUCCCAUCAAGAUCUGAAACUUUACUAGCCACAGUAGAUUCACUAACUGUUUUAAUUCAUCAAAUAUUUUACCUAACUCUUAGAACAGAUAUUAUUUGUGAACAAAUAUCAGAGAAUGAGUUUCCUCAAAGUGAAGGCUAUUACUUGCCUUGUCUUAAUUUGUCUAUAUUUAUCUUGAAUUUCUGUUUUUCCCAUUCAUUGAAUUGAAAUGAUUCUUUAGUGGUGGUAUUUGAUCUAUCUACUAUAAUUUUUCAAGCAUGUUUCCACUGAAAUUUGGGGCAUUUUCAUAUGUCAAUGAAGCAAAAAGGUAAUUGAAAUAAGCCUUAAAGCAAUGUGUACAUCAGUGGUGAUGUAAUAUAAACAGGUUGAUAGUUCUGGUUUUGAACUUUUUGCUACUUGUUACAACAUUAAGCUUUAAGGGGGCUCUGGUUUGUUAGAUGUAUCAUGAGGUGAGCCAUCAGUUCCCCUUUAUACAUUUUCAACAUAGCUAGAGUGCAACUUUUUGUUGUUGAUAAAACAGCUUUGAUGUAUGAUUUUUACCUUAUAGAAUGGUGGAGAUUGUAUGGUUCUUCCUACUGUUAAAUCAGAGGAUGUGCCUAGACUAUUUCCAAGAGGUGUUGUAGUCAAGGACAUGCCAUCAGGCAAAGGAUACAUGCGUAUCACCCCUCAGCCAGAGUGAUGAACAGGGGUAAUGGUGUACCCAACACAUCCUUACCAUUUAUCUGAUGAUAACACAACCUAGCUAUAGCUAGAAUAAUGUAUAGUGAAGGAAAUAGUGGGUUAUCUUGAUUAUUGCAAAGUCCUUACUCAUAUUCCAAGCAUUGGGGUUAAUUGGUGAAUUUUCCCAAGCUUGAGUAGUAGGUGAUGUGGUAGGGGUCACUUGACUAUUAUUACAAAAUGUAAUAACUUAGCUGUUAAAAUAAAGACGUCUAAGUAAUUUUUCGUAAACC
This is a messenger RNA of Pocillopora meandrina, 5164 nucleotides long. NCBI's taxonomy places the organism in Eukaryota, Metazoa, Cnidaria, Anthozoa, Scleractinia, Pocilloporidae. The record is from the annotation of a GenBank genome assembly.